UUUUCAUUAUUUUAAAUAAACUAUUUUAGGCAUAACUUGAGAUGAGUUUUUCUCUUUUUAUUAUUCUUAUUACGUAAAACCAACAUUACUUUUCUUAUAUAAGUUGUAGCAUGUAGUGUUUGAAAUGCAGGAUAAUUGUAUUGAAAGCUCAUAUAUUGAGAAUACAAUGAUGGGAAAUGAUGGUGCAAUGUUUGAAACCAAGUGUAGGUAUGAUGUUUUCCUUAGUUUUAGGGGAGAAGACACUCGUCUCACAUUCACUUGUCAUCUCUAUCAUGCUUUGUGUCGGAAGGGAAUUAUCACCUUCAUGGAUGAUGGAGAACUCAAGCUUGGAGAGCAGAUUGGUCCAACACUUCUUAGGGCAAUUGAAGAAUCGAGCAUCUCAAUUGUUGUUUUAUCAGAAAAUUAUGCAGAUUCUUCAUGGUGCCUUGAUGAACUCGUGAAGAUCCUCGAGUGUAAGGAGUCAAAAAACCAGCUAAUUUGGCCAAUCUUCUACAAAGUGAAUCCCUCAGAUGUGAGACAUCAGAAUGGAAGUUAUGGUGAGGCCAUGACUAAGCAUGAAAAAAUGUUUGGAACAGGCUCAGAGAAGGUGCUCCAAUGGAGGUCAACCUUGAAUGUCAUAGCCGAUAUGACAGGAGAGCAUCUGAAAUCUGAACAAGGGAGAGAUGAAUCCAAGUUUAUAGAAGAACUUGUUAGCAAGAUUUUCAUGAUAGUGUCUCCUAAAUAUUUGUCAAGUGAUGAGCAUAUAGUAGGACGAGAGUAUCGAGUUAAAGAACUGAAAUCACUUCUAAACCUUGAGUCUCCUAAUAUCACAUUGUUAGGGAUUCAUGGAACAGGUGGAAUUGGCAAAACCACACUUGCCAAAGCUUUGUAUGACUCCAUUUACAAGCAGUUUGAGCGUUCAUGUUUUCUUUUCAACGUUAGAGAAAAUUCAAAUCAAAUUAAUGGUAUAGAAUUUCUGCAACAAAGGCUUCUAUCAGAGAUCCUUGAGGACAGUAAAAUUCAGCUGGCAAGUAAAGCAGAAGGAACCAACAGAAUAAAACGCAGUCUAUAUUCAAAAAGAGUUCUCAUAGUUCUUGAUGAUGUUGAUGACAUUGAACAGUUUAAAAAUUUGGCAGGGAAAAGAUUUUGGUAUGGUAAGGGGAGCAGAAUCAUUGUAACAACAAGAGAUAAACAAUUACUUGAUGUUGGUAGGAUCAACAACAGAUAUGAAGUGAAAGUGCUAAACAACCAAGAGUCUCUGGAACUCUUCUGUCAAAGUGCCUUUGGAAACAGUUGUCCCGAAACAAACUAUGAAGAUCUGUCAAAUCGUGCAAUAGGCUGUUGCAAAGGCCUUCCACUGGCCUUAAAAGUUCUGGGCUCCCAUAUGAUUGGAAAAGAUUUUGUUGGAUGGGAGGAUGCGUUAAAAAGAUAUGGAAAGAGUCCACAUCGAGAUGUUCAAAAAGUUCUCAGAAUAAGCUAUGAUAGCUUGCCCUUCAAUGAGAAAAACAUUUUUCUCGACAUUGCAUGCUUCUUCAAAGGGCAAAGAUCAGAAUAUGUAAAGAGAGUAUUGGAUGCAUGUGACUUCAACUCAGGAGAUGGAAUUGAUACAUUAGUUAAUAAAUCUUUAUUAACUGUUGACAGCCAAAACAAAUGUUUGGAGAUGCAUGACCUGAUACAAGACAUGGGUAAAGAGAUUGUCAAAGAGGAAUCAUGGACUGAAAUUGGUGAACGCAGCAGAUUGUGGUUUCACGAAGAUGUUCUUCAAGUACUUGCUGAUGAUAUGGGAAGUGGGAAGAUUCAAGGACUAAUGCUUGAUCCCCCUCACAGAGAAGAAAUUAAUUGUACUGAAACUGUAUUUGAGAAGAUGAAGAAUGUUAGAAUUCUCAUUGUUCGUAAUACGAGCUUUUCACAUGAGCCUAGUUAUCUCCCAAAUAACUUAAGGCUACUUGAUUGGAAGAAUUACCCUUCACAAUCCUUCCCUUCAGAAUUUUAUCCCAGGAAAAUUGGGGCAUUCAAUUUAAGUAGAAGUCCUGUACUCGCACUGGAAGAACCAUUUAAGGUACAGGUGUGNCGCAGCAGAUUGUGGUUUCACGAAGAUGUUCUUCAAGUACUUGCUGAUGAUAUGGGAAGUGGGAAGAUUCAAGGACUAAUGCUUGAUCCCCCUCACAGAGAAGAAAUUAAUUGUACUGAAACUGUAUUUGAGAAGAUGAAGAAUGUUAGAAUUCUCAUUGUUCGUAAUACGAGCUUUUCACAUGAGCCUAGUUAUCUCCCAAAUAACUUAAGGCUACUUGAUUGGAAGAAUUACCCUUCACAAUCCUUCCCUUCAGAAUUUUAUCCCAGGAAAAUUGGGGCAUUCAAUUUAAGUAGAAGUCCUGUACUCGCACUGGAAGAACCAUUUAAGAGAUUUCAGCUUUUGACUUAUAUGAAUAUAUCUUAUUGUAAUAUGGUUACUGAAUUUCCCGAUGUGUCUGGGGCCAAAAAUUUAAGAGAAUUGAGACUCGAUGGAUGCGAGAAACUGGUUACUAUUCAUGAAUCAGUUGGACUUCUCGCUAACCUUGUUUUUCUAAGUGCUUCAGAAUGCAUCCUACUCUCAAAGUUUGUGCCAACAAUGUAUUUGCCUUCUCUCGAAUACCUUUCCUUAAACCUCUGCAUAAAACUAGCAUUCUUCCCAGAGAUCAGUGGAACGAUGAACAGCAAAUUGAAGAUUAAUAUGUUGGAUACAGCUAUUACCGAGCUUCCAGAAUCAAUUGAGAAACUUACUGGGCUUAACUAUCUUGACAUGACAGAUUGCAAGGAACUUCAACAUAUACCAGGUAGCUUAUUUAUGUUGCCAAAUUUUGUCACAUUAAAAAUUGGAGGAUGUCGUCGGCUUCGAGAGUCAUUUACAAGGUUCAAAGGAAGUCAUUCAGUUCGCCCAAAACUUGAGACAUUACAUUUCGACAAUGCUGAUCUAUCAGAGAAAGAUGUUCGUACGAUUAUUUACCAUUUUCCUAACUUGAAAGACUUAAAUAUAUCGUGCAACCCAGUUGUGUAUCUCCCAGCAUGCAUUAAAGAAUCUACUAACUUGACAAGUCUUCACCUGAGGUAUUGUGAUGUGCUUCAAGAAAUUCCAGAACUGCCGUCAAGAGUUCAGAAAGUAGAUGCAAAAUACUGCUAUUCCUUAAGUUCGAAGUCAUCAAACAUCUUGUGGAGUCAGGUCCGUAAAGAAAUGAAAAGAUUAGAAGUGGGGAUGCCAGAAAGUGACAUUCCAGAAUGGUUCGACCAUGUUAAUGAGGGAGGGUUUCCUGUUUUCACUGCCCGUAGAAAGUUCCCAGCUGUUGUUCUAGCUUUAGUGUUUGGUGUAGUGGAUGCCAAAGCCGACAGAGAAAUAAUGGAAGGUCGCUGGAGAACUGUCGGAAUGCACUUAUUCAUUGAAGGUGAACGCAGACGGUACCAUAAUUUCAGCGUGGCCGAGAAUCAUGUGUUGCUGUGUAACCUACGAGUUUUGUUCAGUUUGGAGGAAUGGGAGGAUGUAGGAUUUGGGGUUGAUGAGGAUUGGAAGACCGUACAAGUUUUCUGUGAAACAAAUUUGAGUCUAUGUUCAUGGGGAGUGUAUGUCUACAAAACUGAGACCAACAUGGAUGACAUCAACUUCAUGACUCAACAUCCAAGUUCCUCUUUGGUGUUGAGUCGUCACAAGAUGAUCAGUGAUAUGGAUAAAAUAGAAAGCAAGAUAAUAAGUUUGAAUAUACCACAAAUGCAUAGGGAGUUUCAUAUGUGGAGCACUGCAGCUCGAAAACUCCGCUCUUUUAAAGGUGAAAGUAGUCGAGUGUUGGAAAAAGCAUCGAGAAGGGUCAUGGCCUUGAGAGGGGAGGAAGGAAGAUCAGGAAUGAACAUUGAAGACGAGAGGGACAAGGAGUUGGAUGCGCAGUUGGAUAUGCUGGCAACUGCAGAACUUGAUAAACAUUUUCAUUAUCCUAACAAUCACACUGCUGAACCCUUUACUUCACAAUAUUGCCGUAUACUUUGAGGAAGUAGAGAAAGUGAAGGAAUAUUGCUAGAUACCCUCUUCUGUAGUGCAACUUAUUCGUUUAUCACAUAAUGCAUAUAUGAACCUCAAGAUUAGAAUGCUGAUUGUUCGGAACACUCAUUUGAUUGUGGCAACAAUAUCUGUGAAAUAACUUAAGGUUGCUUGAAUGGAUUAAAGAAUUUGUUUACUUAACAA
Messenger RNA from Vigna umbellata (rice bean), 4183 nucleotides. NCBI's taxonomy places the organism in Eukaryota, Viridiplantae, Streptophyta, Magnoliopsida, Fabales, Fabaceae. The record is from RefSeq and is a predicted model, not a curated record.